ACGAGAUCUUGGCAACACGAAAAAAAUAAAACGACAAAAUGUCGGCGAUACCGCUCAGUAGCGCCCUCAUUCUGAUCUCGAUUUUCGGUGCCUUCCAGUGCCAAAUUGUCUAUCGCCCUGUACAAGUUCUUGUACCGAUAAACGGCUCGCAUUUAGCAAGUAAUUAUUCGAUAUACAACCAGACCAACGUCAGGCAGCCAGCGAAUAACGGUUACAAUAAUGGUUACAAUAACGGUUACCAGGCCCCCAACAAUAACCGAACUUAUCCCAUAGGAUUCAGGAAUGAUUCCAGAAAUGGUACUGAGGACGGUAACUUGAUUUUGGGAGCGAUCACCUCGUACGAUCGUUUGCUGUUUGUUGAGACGUACUACAAACCGAGCCGCUGGUGGACAUACAGGGAGAAAGUGAUAGAAUACCCCAACGACCUGCCUGCAGGUUAUCUGAGACACGAGACGAUCACCGCCAUCAGGGCCUACAACCAGUUCUAUGACGGCAACACCGCCAAAGCUACCCUCGUCACUGGAGGGAUAGGCCGGCAGUACGCCAAGAUCCGAAUCGCAUCGAAAUACUCGAAGGGCUUCAGAUUCGUGGUGAAGAUUUACGGCCGUUGAGAUAUCGAUAGUCUGAUUUUUUGACAGUCAUUUAGUAGUGCAAAGAAAUAAG
Messenger RNA from Phaedon cochleariae (mustard beetle), 663 nucleotides. NCBI's taxonomy places the organism in Eukaryota, Metazoa, Arthropoda, Insecta, Coleoptera, Chrysomelidae. The record is from the annotation of a GenBank genome assembly.